Xenopus tropicalis (tropical clawed frog) is the source of this 868-nucleotide messenger RNA. Its product is annotated as lysozyme g. Gene Ontology annotation, molecular function: lysozyme activity. Gene Ontology annotation, biological process: peptidoglycan catabolic process. The record is from RefSeq and is a predicted model, not a curated record. Bases 192 to 749 code for a protein of 185 amino acids. Lineage: Eukaryota; Metazoa; Chordata; Amphibia; Anura; Pipidae. The transcript has 5 exons.
CAUGAACACACAUAAAGGCUAUCCACAACCCUGGCACUGUAGCUGUGGAGUUAGAUGUGCUGACUGAUCUACCAAUGCUUAUUAACAUCAGGGUCGAUAUUAAUCUAUAUAAAUAACAGAUAUCAACAGCACUGAAGUUAUAAGUGUGCAUUCAGAAGAUCUGACUGUGUUAGCAGCCUGAAAUCAUCAAUAUGGCCUCAACUUAUGGUGACAUAAGAAGAGUUGAAACCACUGGAGCACUGGAAGCUACAGCCAGACAAGACAAACUGACAGAGAAAGGUGUUGCAGCAUCUCAUAAAAUGGCCCGUACUGACAAUGCAAGGAUGCAGAAGUACAGAGCAAUCAUACUGAGAGCUGCUGGGAAAGGAAAAAUAGACCCUGCCUUAAUCUGUGGGAUAAUAUCAAGGGAAAGCCGUGCUGGGGCCGCGCUCAGGGAUGGAUGGGGAGAUCACGGCAAUGGAUUUGGUCUAAUGCAGGUGGAUAAAAAUUAUCAUACGCCAAAGGGAAAAUGGGACUCUGAAGAACAUCUGGAUCAAGCAACUGGUAUCCUCGUUGAGUUCAUUUUGGGUUCCAGAAAGAAAUUCCCUGGCUUGACCCCAGAACAGCAUCUAAAAGUGGGCAUUGCAGCUUACAAUUGUGGUUUGAAUCGUGUUGACAACUAUGCACACGCUGACAUGCACACUACAGGGAGAGACUACUCCAGCGAUGUUCUUGCCAGAGCUCAGUGGUAUAAGAAUAAUGGAUUUUAGUAAUAUAAACCUGCAAGCAAUGUGUUCCAUGUCCAAAUCUGUUGGGUUACUCUGUUUCGACAUACCAUAAAGUGUUGCAAGUCAAAAUAAUAAAAAAAGCAUAGUUCUUAUGUGCGUUA